Messenger RNA from Penicillium brevicompactum, 651 nucleotides. RefSeq lists its product as uncharacterized. The record is from RefSeq and is a predicted model, not a curated record. Lineage: Eukaryota; Fungi; Ascomycota; Eurotiomycetes; Eurotiales; Aspergillaceae. The transcript has 4 exons. Bases 1 to 651 code for a protein of 216 amino acids.
AUGCUUGUUCAUCGUUUGCACACCGUACCAACGCUCCUUGGAAAGGCUGGAAAGCGAAGCUUCUCGUUACUAUCGACACAUGAUACUCUUCCUGCUACCUUGUACCGGUUCCAGUUCGGGCGCCAUGCAGCGCUCUUUGACGAAAAUCAGCAGCCAGCUGGUUGGUCAAAAGAUGCCGUGAGGAUAUCAGAGUCACUUCUGGAUUGUAUUAACAUAAUUAAACUACGGGCAGAUUCCAAUGGUCCAGUGUUCAUGCCUAACACCCGCACAAUGCAGCAAAUGCUGAGAUAUGAUUUCAAGCGCUAUGAAGAAGAUGUGGAAGAUGGGAAGUCUGUCAUUUGUCCCCUAAUUUUGCAUAUCGAUCGAGGCAUAGUCCGGUCUGACAAGAUUCGAGGGACCCUUAUUCCUUCCUGUCUAACGCUUUGGCGUGAAGGAACGACUCGCUUUUCCUUUCAGCCUAAAAUUCCUCUCCAAUUAGACGGUAUGCAAGAACAUAGCGUAGUAGCUAAUAUCGUGGAUUCAGAAUUCAACAAAGAACUAGACAACUUUUACGGACAGUCUGCAAUCUACCUCGAGGUUAAACAGUGGAUUGAAACUCAUCCGUACAAAGAAUCCGCCGCAGAUGAAGAAAUGACGUGGAUGCAUGUGUGA